This is a messenger RNA of Xiphias gladius (swordfish), 1556 nucleotides long. Its product is annotated as purine nucleoside phosphorylase-like. Gene Ontology annotation, biological process: nucleoside metabolic process. The transcript is spliced from 6 exons. Bases 136 to 1026 code for a protein of 296 amino acids. The record is from RefSeq and is a predicted model, not a curated record. Gene Ontology annotation, cellular component: cytoplasm. Gene Ontology annotation, molecular function: purine-nucleoside phosphorylase activity. NCBI's taxonomy places the organism in Eukaryota, Metazoa, Chordata, Actinopteri, Istiophoriformes, Xiphiidae.
GGAGCCCGCGCGGUGCCGUAGACGGGUGGAAGGGUGUGCGCCCACGACCCGUCCCCUCCGUCGGGAAGCCGACAAGCUCGCAGGCUCGGUACAGCGCGGCGCAAUCUGCCGACUCCAUCCGCAUCACGCCUCACCAUGUUGUCCAUGUCCGAGAUUGUGUCUGGUGACAACUAUCAGGAGUGCCAGGCCACGGCCGACUGGCUGCUGUCCAACACCCAAGUGCAGCCACGUGUGGGAAUCGUGUGCGGUUCAGGUCUGGGGGGGCUGGCUGAGAUGCUCAAGGACCCGCAGGUCUUCAAAUACAGUGACAUUCCCAACUUCCCCAAGAGCACAGUGCAUGGUCAUGCCGGCCAGCUGGUGUUUGGAACACUAAAAGGGAAGCCGUGUGUUUGCAUGCAGGGCAGGUUCCACCUGUACGAGGGCUACCCCAUCCAGAAGAUCACGCUGCCCAUGCGUGUCUUCAAGCUGAUGGGCGUGGAGACGGUGAUUCUGACGAACGCAGCCGGAGGCCUCAACGAGGAAUACAAAGUGGGAGACGUCAUGAUCAUCAAGGACCACAUCAACAUGCCUGGUUUUGCUGGAAUCAACCCUCUGGCUGGACCCAACGAUGACAGGUUCGGCGUUCGCUUCCCCUGCAUGUCUGACGCCUAUAGCCGCGAGCUGCGUCAGCUGGCGCACGACGUGGCAGCAGAGCUGGGCUACGACGACUUCCUGCGAGAGGGAGUGUACUGUGUCCUCGGAGGACCCUCCUUCGAAACCAUCGCUGAGUGUCGCCUGCUGCACAGGCUCGGCGCCGACGCUGUCGGGAUGAGCACUGUCCACGAGGUGAUCAUUGCCCGCCACGCCGGCAUGCGCUGCUUCGCCCUGUCACUGAUCAGUAACCGCGCGGUGAUGGAUUACGACAGCCAGGAGAAGGCUAACCACGAAGAAGUCCUGGAGACGGGCAGGCAGAGGUCCAAGCAGCUGGAGAAGCUGGUCUACACCAUGGUGGCUCGGCUGGAGCAAAACUACAACAACUCCCUCUGAGCACCUGACUGGGACCACUGUACCUGGUCCCGGGUCAGCUAACCUGCUUUAUCUCUGCAUCCUAGUGAGAAGAUUUAAAAAAAAAUGUUGUUAGAAAAGCUCUGCUUCGAAAGCCUCAAGUCUUAAAAUCCCAGAAACUGUUCCACUUUCUAUUUUUAUACAUUCCUCUGUCAGCAACAUUUGCUUUUUUGAGGUGUACAGAUACAUUAUACUACUUUGGUGCAGUAAUUCUCUGACAAAUUCCUGCUGUGAUACACUGAACCGUAUUCAGCCAACUGUAGUGUUUGAGUGAAACACCAUCGUAUUUUAAUUUCUAAUUUAAUAACUUAACUUAAUAAGAUUGAAUAUUUAUUGCUUGGUUUCUUUUACAUUCCCUGAUAUCAGUUAACAACUAAUUAUGAACACGGUGAUAUUCCUAUUUUUAAUGUAGGGCAACUCAACACACGUCUUCAUGGAUCAUGGCUGAAAGACGGUGGAAAUAAUAAUUCCAUAAAGGUGUAAAAUUUUAUUAAAUAUUUAAACUAAAUGUA